Colletotrichum higginsianum IMI 349063 is the source of this 504-nucleotide messenger RNA. RefSeq lists its product as uncharacterized. Bases 1 to 504 code for a protein of 167 amino acids. The transcript has a single exon. NCBI's taxonomy places the organism in Eukaryota, Fungi, Ascomycota, Sordariomycetes, Glomerellales, Glomerellaceae. The record is from RefSeq and is a predicted model, not a curated record.
AUGCCAAGCCCGGCGCCGGCGCCGGCUCCGUGCGACCCCUCUCCGGAUAUUGGUCACAUCUCGGCAAUUGGGUGCGGACUUUUCCGAAGACUGUUGAUUUUUGGCAAGGAUAAUUGCCAAGAAGGCGCCAAAAUAACGUUUCCCCUCCCCUCUCUGCAAUCUUACCUCUUUCUUCUCAAGUUCCCCUCUCGAAAUCCAUGCUUAGCUUCAUGUACCAGCCGAACCCCCACCUCCGCCCCCUCGCCUCCUCACUUGAUGGGAGAAUCGACCCUUUCCUCUCCUGCUCCCCCGCAUCAUAGCAGCGGCAGCGCCGGAGUUGCCAAAGUUCAAGUCGUCCCAAGCGACCGGGACCCGAAUUUGCGCGAGCGGUGUCUUGACGACGACGACGACGGCGGCGGCGACAACGACGACAACGACGACGAAGGCCCCUAUCCCCUUUGGCGAAACCCAUCCACGACCUGUCGGGAUCGCGUGAUGCAGGGCAGAGGAGGCGUCUUGAAAUAA